Laetiporus sulphureus 93-53 is the source of this 265-nucleotide messenger RNA. RefSeq lists its product as uncharacterized. Lineage: Eukaryota; Fungi; Basidiomycota; Agaricomycetes; Polyporales; Laetiporaceae. The transcript is spliced from 2 exons. The annotation marks the transcript as partial. The record is from RefSeq and is a predicted model, not a curated record.
CACGUCGCUCAGGGCGCGCGCGCGGAUGGGAAGCACGACGCGACCGAGACGCACGUCGAGACGGCGAUGUGGCAGACCGCGCGUCCUGCGAUGCGUGCGUUGUCGGACAUCGUCGACACUUGGGAACGCUUCGCAAAGUGCGUUCCAUCUUUGCGUCACCGUCGGGUUUCGCAUUUUCGGGCAGCCGGUCAUCACGCGUUCGGUGCACUAGAUAACAACGCGUUACCUCAACUGGAGAGAGGCCUUGGAGCUUAGGAGGUACGUG